AAUGAAAACGAAAUGAAAAUCAAUUGUUUUGUUGAUUAAGUGAUGUUUGCAUUAAGCAAUUGAUUUGAUUGGAAAUCAUAAUUGAAUUGUCGGUCAACACAAUGACUGAAGAAGUGAAUGAAUACAUGGGAGAAGACGUGAAGAGCUGUCCGGAGGCGAGGGUUGGGUUGAGUGGAGGCGAGGGUUGGGUCGAGUCGGGCGCUCACGUGUCAGAGAAAUUAAGUUCAGGAGAUAAUGAGUUGAUGUCCGAUAGUAUAGCGAUACCACAGUAUGGCAUCACUUAUGACUACAAUAACCCACAGAUACACGACUCACAGACUAUUAGUGAGAACAUUAGUGUCGAUCCCGCAAAUCAAGGAACGGUUGGUCCACCGACUGGUGAUUACAAUCAAUACUAUAAUUAUUACGCCAAUUAUUACCAACACUAUCAGAACAAGACUGAAAUCCCUGCC
This is a messenger RNA of Medioppia subpectinata, 452 nucleotides long. The record is from the annotation of a GenBank genome assembly. Lineage: Eukaryota; Metazoa; Arthropoda; Arachnida; Sarcoptiformes; Oppiidae.